Penicillium angulare is the source of this 1056-nucleotide messenger RNA. RefSeq lists its product as uncharacterized. The coding region runs from base 1 to 1056 and encodes 351 amino acids. Lineage: Eukaryota; Fungi; Ascomycota; Eurotiomycetes; Eurotiales; Aspergillaceae. The transcript has 3 exons. The record is from RefSeq and is a predicted model, not a curated record.
AUGUCUAACUUUGUGCACAAAGUCAAAGACGCCAUCAGUGACCACGAUAAGCCGGUGACUCGCAGCCAAACUUCUACUGAUCCAAACCCAAACAGAGCAAAUCCCUUCACAUCUGGCUACGGUAGGAAUCAGAACGCUCCUCGAAUGAGUCAUGAAGAAGAUACAGACCCGGGCUUCAACGGCCCUGGUAAUACCGGCUAUGGCACUGACCCCAAUUCCAAGACUCAAACGCCAUAUGGAGAAAACCAGAGAGGUGCAACAAGAGCUUCUGAGGCUAGCCAGCCCAGUUCUGACAUCCGUAAUUCAGCUUUCUCGCCUGAUGAUGCCUCAUCACGCUCUACUAGCUCUUCUGAUAUGAAUGCUGGUCCUCAUCAAUCAAAACUGGCUAACAAGCUAGACCCCCGUGUCGAUAGUGAUAACGGCUUGCAAAGGGGAAAUGCCGGUAAUAAAGGCAUGAACCCGAGCAAUAUGCCAGCUCAACAGGCCCCUUCAGGCUUGCAAAGGGAAAAUGCCGGUAAUAAGGGCAUGAACCCGAGCAAUAUGCCAGCUCAACAGGCCCCUUCAGGCUUGCAAAGGGAAAAUGUCGGUAAUAAGGGCAUGAACCCGAGCAAUAUGCCAGCUCAGCAGCCGGGCUUGAGCCAGGGCGUGGACAAUCAUAGCUCGAGCGAAGAUAAUUUCAGCAAAUCAACUGAGGAACACCGACAUCAGAACCAGCCUGCUCAGUUUGACUAUGAUGGAAAUCAGGUACCCGGUGAAACUCACGAUGAAGAUUUCAGCACCUCCACCGAAGAGCAGAAGUCCCACAAAACCACUAGCCAUAUCAGUCCGUGUACAUCAGGAGGCAUGGAAAAUGAGCAGAUGGUUGAUAGCGGUCCUACUCAACCCAAUUUCGGUGGGAAUAGUGCUGGUGGUAGUAGUAGCUAUAAUCAGAAUGCGGGCAACAGAAUACCAGAAGGGGGACAGGAUACCACAAUGUUUCAAAAGCCCGGCACUGAUAGGACCAAUCUCCCGGCGGGGCAACAAAAUGCGGGCGGUGAUCAGCGCGUGAGGUAUUAG